Acanthamoeba castellanii str. Neff is the source of this 882-nucleotide messenger RNA. RefSeq names its product protein C14orf124 family protein. The transcript is spliced from 9 exons. The record is from RefSeq and is a predicted model, not a curated record. Bases 1 to 882 code for a protein of 293 amino acids. Lineage: Eukaryota; Discosea; Longamoebia; Acanthamoebidae.
AUGAAGAAGAGCACGGGCGAAGGACUGCGGGUGCUGGUGGGUGGUGGGUCCGGCUUCAUAGGGUCCGCACUCACGCGCCACCUCGCCAGCCGCGGACACUCCCUUCGCCUCAUCUCCCGCACCGGCGCAAGUGGAGGGCUGUCGUGGGAAGAGGUGGACAAGGCCGGGCUGCCGCCGUGCGACGCUGUCAUCAACCUCGCCGGUGCCAACUUGAUGGGCAAGCUGCUAUGGACUCAGGCCUACCGCCAGGAGGUCUGGGACUCGCGCAUCAACACCAACAAGGCCAUCGCGCGGGCCAUCGGCAAGAUGAACGAGGCGGAGCGGCCCAAGGUGUUCGUGUCGGCGUCGGCGGUGGACGAGGACCACGCGCCCCGCGCCGACUCCUGGUUCGGCGAACUGACCGAGGCCUGGGAGGGCGCUGCGGACGAGGCCGCCGACGCCACGAGGGUGGUGAAGGUGCGGACCGGCAUAGUUCUGGGCCGCGAUGGCGGAGCGUUGGCGUCGAUGCUGCCCUCGUUCCAGUUCGGGAUGGGCAACGUGAUGGGCGACGGGCGACAGUACUUCCCGUGGGUCCACCUCGACGACAUCGUGGGCCUCUACGAGCACGCGGUUGUGAACGACAACGUGACCGGAGUGGUCAACGGCGUGGCUCCCGAUGCCAAGAACGCCCAGGAGUUUGCCGAGUGCUUGGCGAAGACGAUGGGCACCAGCGUCAAGUUCCAUCUGCCCGCCUUCGUGAUCGAGACCAUGUUCGGCUCAGAGAGGGCCAAGCUGCUGCUCGAGGGCCACAAGGUGAUCCCCAAGCGCACCCUGGCGAGCGGCUACCAGUUCAAGCAUCCCCAGCUCGAGGAGGCGUUGGCCGACGUCUUGAAGAAGAAGUGA